Botrytis porri is the source of this 1311-nucleotide messenger RNA. RefSeq lists its product as uncharacterized. Bases 1 to 1311 code for a protein of 436 amino acids. The transcript is spliced from 2 exons. The record is from RefSeq and is a predicted model, not a curated record. NCBI's taxonomy places the organism in Eukaryota, Fungi, Ascomycota, Leotiomycetes, Helotiales, Sclerotiniaceae. Gene Ontology annotation, molecular function: oxidoreductase activity, acting on paired donors, with incorporation or reduction of molecular oxygen; iron ion binding; heme binding.
AUGCUCCAUAAAGACAUUCAUAUCGUUACUUCAGCCGACUUUAUUCCAUCUCUUCAUCGUCAAUAUAAAGCAGUUUCGCUAUGGGAGUUGGAGGCACAAUUCACAGUGAAAUUGGCUGGCUUGACUAAAGCUGCGGCAGACAGGAUGCACACCAAUAUGUCCUCAGAAGAGAAUCCAAGUCUGAUGCUCCAAGGAAUCAAGGUGAUCCAGGGUACACUCGCUUCCACGGAGUCCAUAAAAAGAAUGCUUCGUAUCGGAACACAAGUUACGAAAGACCAACUAGAUAAUUGGGCAAAUCUCGUUGGAAACAAUCAAAACAAUCAGAUCAACUUAUUGGAAUGGCUGCAACACCAAUUGACACUUGUUAUUACAGAAAGUUUGUAUGGGGAUAAGAACCCUUUUCGGGAUCCAGAGGUCGAAGCAGGAUUUUGGGCCUUCUCUGACGGUUCAUUAAAACUUUUGUUGCCAGAUUUCCUGUCGAACAUCAUCGCUACUGAAGCUGUGCGCGGUCGAGCUGCAGUCGUAAAGGGAUUCCAGGAUUACUUCUCGAACGGUGGGCAAGCUAGAGGCUCAGAUCUCAUGAAAAAUAGAUUUGAAUUGCUAGUCGAUCAUUCGGACAGUCGUCACAGCGACCUGGCGAAAAAUGAAAAUCUGAUCAAUAUUGCGGCCUUAUCCAACACAGUUCCUUCAGCAUUUUGGGUAAUCUAUCACUUAUUUUCUGAUGCCAAUCUUCUCGAACAGGUCCGGUCCCAAGUAGGAGAAUUGACCACAUCCGAAGUUUCAGCUCAAGGAGAGAUAGUCUGUAAGAUCGACCUACAGAAGCUAAUCCAACUACCAAUCCUUUCUUCAUUGAUUUUGGAAACUUUGAGAUACCGAUCAACUGGUACCGGACCCCGUCUCGUUAUGGAAGACACUUUUGUCGGUAAAGAUCAACAAUACCGACUUAAGAAGGAUUCUCUGGUAAUCAUCGCGAACAAGAGACUACACUUUGACAAGCGUGCAUGGGGAGACUCGGCGGAUUCCUUUCGUUUCGAUCGCUUCUACGGUAAAACUCCUGCAAAUGCAUUCCGUGUCUUUGGAGGAGGAGCAAAUAGGUGUCCAGGUCAGGGAAUUGUAACAAAUAUCAUUGCGGCCUUCGCAGGAAUGUUUGCGAUGAGAUUUGAUAUUAUCUCAAACGGAAAUGAUUGGACUGAUCCAGGCCAAGAUCUCGAGAACAUGUCUACUCAGACAGGUCCGCCAAAGAAGGAGUUCAUGGUAAACAUAGUACCCAGGGAGAGUACGAAGGAUGUAGUAUGGAGCUUCGAAAUGUAG